AUGGCCGCAGACGCUCCCGCCGAGACGAACGGCAGCAGCAGCGGCGCCGGCGGCAUCGACCGCAGCGCCAGCUCUUCGAGUCUCUCCGGCGCUGCCGCCGCACAGCCCGGCUCGCCCGACGACGCCUCCUCGUCCAAGGCGGCCGCCGGCAAGCGCCCGCACCGCACGUAUGCGCGCCGCUCGUGCCUCUCGUGCCGCGAGAAGAAGACGCGCUGCGAGCUGCCCGACAUCUACGUCGAGAGCAACCGCGACGUGGCGCUGCCGGCAGAGAAGCGCUGCCACCGCUGCUCCGUGCUGCAGCUCGAGUGCGUUGUGUGGGAUGGAGACCGCAAGCGCAUCAGGAAGCUGCCGGAGCCCUCGGCACUCGCAGCGUCCAGUGCGGUGAGCUCCUCCACUGCUGCUGCGCGUGCACCUCCUGCUGCCGCGUCGACAGCUAGUCCCGGCCCCGCUCAGACACAGGGCAUGGACGAGCAGAGCGUAGCGCAGACUGUGCGCAACAUUCUCUUCCUGCCGCGUCCCAUCGAAGAUGACGCCAGUGAGCGUGCCGAAGGCUCGAGCAGCGCCGGGCGUGCCGGCAAGGGCAAGGGAACGUCGCGCUCGCUUGUGCGGCGAGGCGAGGCGCGGCCGAUGCAGGACCGCGAAGUCAUCCUCUCGGCGUGGCACCCCUACAUUCUCAUGUCGCAGCUCAUCCACCGCAUGUCCACCUUCGGGCGGGACAUCGGACUGAAGCGGACACUGAGCGCGCCGCUGUCGGACCCGACGGAUCUGGUUGACGAGACCCUGAGCGGCCGGCUUGAUUCAUUCCUCGACGGACACCGCCUGUUCUUUCCUCAUAUUCCGCCGCUGCAUGUCUGCCGCCGCUCGCACCUGCAGGAGCCGACGCAGUCGUCGACGCUGCUCCUAAGCGUGCUCUACACGCUGGCGCUGCGCGCCGCCGACGUGCCUGGCGGCUCCUCCCCGCCUGCUGAGCCAGCCAAGACGCGCGCGAUGCUCGAGGGCCUCGACUCUCUUACGCACCACCAUGGCGUCGCUGUGCUCAUGUUCCUGCCGCGCAACCGCCGCGCCAUCCUCGCGCUCGAGCUGCUAGCGUCGUACCAGCCCUUCGCGCUGCUCCCACCGCUCGGCCGUACCUCGGUGACCACGGACGGAGGCAUCGGCAUCGAGAUGCUCGGUAACGCUGCGCGCACAAUCGCGCAUGGCCUUGGGUUGGACUCGUCGCUGGACCGCUUGCGCGAGGCGGUCGCACUGCGUACGUCUGGCAGCGUGAGCGCACAUGUCGGAGCGCAGGCGCUAGCGGACAUGCUGUACGAUGCGACGCAGUGGCUCUCUAUCGUGCUGCAGGAGGCAGAGCUCGCCAUGGCGAUCGAGCCGACCGGCGGGCCGUCGGCCUUCCCGAUGGAUGCGCUCGACAUUUUGCUCGGACGCAAGCACAGCGACUCGCCCUCGAUCUUCAGUGCGACUCCCUUCACGUCCGUUGCUUCGCCCGAGGCAGAGGCGCGCGGAGAGGUCUUUGUGUCCUCAGUGCAGGGGCGCGCAUCGCUGGGCCUCCGCACGCGCUGGCUGGCCCUGCGGCGCGCCCGCACGCUCGAUCUCCUCUCGCCGCGCCUGACCUUUGCACUCUGCGGCUUCCACCUGCGCGAGAUCGACAAUGACGAGGAGCUUGCUGUGCGCGAUGCUGAGAAGAUGGCGGCAUACCUGGACAAGAUGCACGCCAGCAACGAGCAGGCCGAGACGCUUUCUACAUUCAUGCUCGAGGCGCUGUCCAAUUGGCGCGCGCACCACAACAACCGCGUGCGCUUCAUCGGCAUCCACCUGCUCGUCUCGGGCCGUUGGACCGAGAACGGCGAGGAGACGCCGGCCACGCCGGCGAGUACGCGCAGCGAAGACCACCAGCAGGGCGGCACCAACGUCGCCAGCCACAUCAGGCUUGAGAAGCCGGCCGACUUCUCGCACGAUCUGAUCAAGUAUCUCUCGGCGCCGCAGCCGUCGCCGCUGAAGGACCUUCUCUACGAGACGGUCACGCCGCGUCUGGAUGCGUCCGAGCAGCUACUGAGCAGCUUUGUGCACCUGACCGAUCCCUCGAGACCGCUGGCGCGCUCCCUCUCGCCGAUGCUCUUCGUCUCGGACAUCGUGGCGCUGGCCAAGUACCACCUCGACGACAGCGCGGCGCGCGUGACAGGCUGGCACAGCAUUCCGAGCCGGACGGACGUGCACCUCAUCAUCCUUGCGGAGGCUGCGCGGCGGCUCGACAUGCUCUGGCAGGUCGGCUGCGGGCAGGGCAACACGGUGCAGGAGGCGAACCUCGGCGCCAUGGGCGCGGCUCUCGUCCGAGGCCUGGCGAGUAUUCUCGCCACGUGGAAGCGGCUGCUUGAGCGCAAGAAGCGCAGCGAAGCCCCGGCACACGUCAGUCCUGCAUCGAGCACCACGUCGCCGCGCUUCGAAGACGGCUCGCCUUCUUCCGGCGACCCAGGCAGCAGCGGCCCGGACGAUACGCGUGCGCACGCGUCUUGCGAGGCACGGCGACGAGAGACGGAGCAGCAGAAGCGUCAGGAGCAGCAGCGGCACUAUGACCAGCACCUCCGUCCUUCAGCGCCAGCGGCUGCGCCGCAGGAGUCACCCUUCCCGCAGCACCAGCAGCCCAUGAUGGCCUUUGCCGCGUUCGCCGCCGAGCAGCAGGCCUCGCCGCUGGCGUCGGGCAGCACCACGGGCGGCAGCAGCAGUGCCUACAGCGCCGCGCCGCCAUGGCCGCAGCAGGGCACUCCAGCCGCCGGCAACACCACGGCCUUUCCUCCGCCGCCACCGUUCCAGUUCGGCGCCGGCAUGCCCAGCUUCGAGGAGCUCUUCCCCGAGCUGGCCAGCACGCCGGCGCAGAACGGCCCUGCGAUGCCCACCACGAGUGCGGCGCCAGCUGCUGCGUCGCCGCAGGCGAGCGCCGACGUGCUGCUGAGCGGCCUCAUGGAGCUCGGUGGCGCCGGCACGGGUGCGGCCUCGAGAGGCCCGCCGGCCGUGCCGAUGGACCGCUGGCUGGAUCUGGCGUCGCUGCCGGACGGCGACGCGGGCUGGGAGCGCCUGAUGGCGAGCUUCAGAUGA
Molecule: messenger RNA, 3090 nt
Organism: Tilletiopsis washingtonensis
Lineage: Eukaryota; Fungi; Basidiomycota; Exobasidiomycetes; Entylomatales
Exons: 7
Coding region: 1-3090 (1029 amino acids)
Biological process (GO): regulation of DNA-templated transcription
Molecular function (GO): DNA-binding transcription factor activity, RNA polymerase II-specific; zinc ion binding
Source: RefSeq, a predicted model, not a curated record